UUUUUUUAGAUCUUGAGCCACAGUUGAUAUUUAUUGUGUCUUGUGAUGCGCAAGAAAAAUAAUCAAGUAGCAACAGAGAUCUAUAAAUAACCUCAGCGCUCAGCCCCCAUUUUCUAGGAAGGACUUUUAUUUUGAAACACACGCACAUCCUCUGACCAAAUGCCCCGUUGAGCGGUCGGGCCUAUUUAGGGCUUUCUAAAGUUAGAAUUAAAAUCGUUGGGACUGAUCAAAAACAUGGGCGUUUAGCGACAAACAGUCUUAAUUACUGGAUGGAUGUCUGUGAGCUCCACUAAGUAGGUUUUGUGUGGUCGCAGAGCGCACUCGUCGUUUUCGCGGCCGUUGCGGAGGGGAUUGUUAUGACAUUAUUCUCUUUGUCUCGCGCUGCACGAACCAGAGACCGUCUUUCCUGCUGAAAGAGCCCUUUUCACCGAUCGGUGCAAAUCUAGGUAUUCUUAACGACCCCAUUCUAACUGGUUCUCACCGAUCCGAUCGAGGAACUGAAACAUGUCGUUGCACGGUAAACGAAAAGAGAUCUACAAGUACGAGGCGCCAUGGACCGUCUAUGCCAUGAACUGGAGCGUCAGACCCGACAAGCGCUUUCGGCUGGCGCUCGGCAGCUUCGUCGAGGAGUAUAACAACAAGGUCCAGCUGGUGGGUCUUGAGGAGGAAAGCUCAGAGUUUGUAUGCAGGAAUACUUUCGAUCAUCCGUACCCCACCACCAAGAUCAUGUGGAUCCCUGACACCAAGGGUGUCUAUCCAGACCUGCUGGCCACCAGUGGAGACUACCUGCGCAUUUGGAGGGUGAACGACACAGAGACCCGUCUGGAGUGUCUCCUGAAUAAUAACAAGAACUCUGAUUUCUGUGCACCUCUGACCUCUUUUGACUGGAAUGAAGUGGACCCCAAUCUUCUGGGCACUUCUAGUAUUGAUACCACCUGCACGAUCUGGGGUUUAGAGACAGGACAGGUCCUGGGAAGGGUCAACCUGGUGUCAGGCCAUGUCAAAACACAGCUAAUUGCUCACGACAAGGAGGUGUAUGAUAUCGCAUUCAGCCGUGCGGGUGGCGGUCGGGAUAUGUUUGCGUCUGUGGGAGCAGACGGAUCCGUGCGCAUGUUUGAUCUGCGGCACCUGGAGCACAGCACCAUCAUCUAUGAGGACCCUCAACAUCACCCGUUGCUGCGCCUGUGCUGGAACAAACAGGACCCCAACUACCUGGCCACUAUGGCCAUGGAUGGCAUGGAGGUGGUGAUUCUGGAUGUGCGUGUGCCGUGCACACCAGUGGCUCGUCUCAAUAAUCAUCGUGCCUGUGUGAACGGCAUUGCCUGGGCGCCCCACUCCUCUUGUCACAUAUGUACAGCAGUAGCGGACGAUCACCAGGCUCUGAUCUGGGACAUCCAGCAGAUGCCGCGUGCCAUCGAGGACCCCAUCCUGGCCUACACGGCCGAGGGAGAGAUCAAUAACGUGCAGUGGGCCUCCACUCAGCCCGACUGGAUUGCCAUUUGCUACAACAACUGUCUGGAGAUCCUGCGGGUGUAGAGCCGAGGCAUAAAUCGCCUCUGUGCUUCCUGUGGGCAGCAUUGCUGGAAGAGAGUCAUUCAUGGAGCAGAGACUUGUUUUCUAAAGUUCCUGAGGUCUGGGGGAUUCAAGUGGGAAACCAUAUUGAACGGGCCUAUGGGAACAACAGUUUGAACAAUGUGUGUGCAACGUUUGUCUGGGAGAAUGAAGCUGUAUGAAUGAGUACCUGUGUUUCUGCACAAUAUAUUAUAUUUGUCUGUUUUCCUACUUGCAGGUGUCCCAGAGUCCUCAUAAUGGGAUCUUAAACACAACUGUAAUUACUAUGAUUGUAUGGCCAUUUGUGUAGGGGGAGAGAUGUGCGUUUAUUCUGUUUGACCGGUAGAAAACUUUUUUGAAAACUAGGAUCAUAAAGAUGCAAACUUGCCAACAUGGACAAAGCAAAACUACCAUUUUAUUAAGAUGUAAUUGCUUACUUCAAAGAUUAAUAAUUUUAAAGGUUCUCUGAAAUUUAGAUCCUGUUUUUCCAUUUUAGGAAGGUGCCAUUCUUUUGUAUCCUUGGAAACUUCUAAAUACCGGAUAAUAUGGAGAUAAAAUGCUUGACGGCACUGCAAAACAUUCAUAAUUGUUCCUCACAGACAUGCUCACGACUCACAUAACGGUUAGUUGCGUUGUUGACGUCAAUGUUUGAGUGGACAAUAUCUUGGUCUUUUUCACUUCAAGAUGCAUUACUGAGAGUUCCUGCUAUAACCAUCCCCCCCCCCAAUGUUGUUUUUCAU
Molecule: messenger RNA, 2291 nt
Organism: Sinocyclocheilus grahami
Lineage: Eukaryota; Metazoa; Chordata; Actinopteri; Cypriniformes; Cyprinidae
Product: DDB1- and CUL4-associated factor 7
Exons: 7
Coding region: 505-1536 (343 amino acids)
Molecular function (GO): protein binding
Source: RefSeq, a predicted model, not a curated record